Chenopodium quinoa (quinoa) is the source of this 1209-nucleotide messenger RNA. Its product is annotated as water stress-inducible protein Rab21-like. The transcript has 2 exons. NCBI's taxonomy places the organism in Eukaryota, Viridiplantae, Streptophyta, Magnoliopsida, Caryophyllales, Amaranthaceae. Gene Ontology annotation, biological process: response to water. The coding region runs from base 33 to 908 and encodes 291 amino acids. The record is from RefSeq and is a predicted model, not a curated record.
GUAAUCAUGGUGGCGUGGGACAUGACGAUCUCAUGGGUAGUCUCAUGGGCGCCCGCGGGGCUGCAACUCAUGGUGGUGGUGUGGGACAUGACAAUCUCAUGGGUACCCAUAGGACGCACUCUACUACGACUACGACUCAUGGUGGCGUGGGACAUGACAAUCCCAUGGGUAUCCAUGGUAUGCAGUCUAAUAAGACUCAUGGUGGUGGCGUGGGACAUGACAAUCUCAUGGGCACCCACGGCGUAGGCACCCAUGGGAUGCAGUCUACUACGACUCAUACUGGCGUGGGACAUGACAACCUCUCAGACACCCACGGGUGGACUCAUGGUGGCGUGGGACAUGACAGUUCUACGGCCACCCAUGGGACGCACUCUUCUGCCACUCGUGAUGCCGUGUUACCAAAAAAUCCCUUGACCACUGGGAUGCAAUCUUCGACACUUGGUGGCGCAGCUCAUGGAACUCAUGGAGGUCCCAUGACUAGCGGGAUGCCGUCCGCGACUCUCGGUGGCGGCAUGCAUGGUCAUGAUGAGCCCGGACACCGUGCCCCUGGGACGCUAGGAGAUGUUUUGGGAGGCGGGCAGCACCAGCCGAGGAGAGAUCAGCCAGGAGGGACUGCUGUUGGUAUUGUUACUAAAGAGAUUCGACGAAGUGGCACGAGCUCCGGUGAAUCGUCCGAGGAAGAAGGACAUACACCCACGGGUGGGAGAAGGAAGAAGAAAGGAUUGGGGGAGAAAAUCAAGGAUAAGUUAAUGCCGGGUGGGAAGCACAAGGAUCAGGAGGUAGACCAUACCGCGACAACCACCAUGGCCACAACCACCACUACCACAAUCCAGCACCAUGAGGAUGAGCCCGCUGAGAAGAAAGGUCUAAUGGACAAGAUUAAGGACAAGUUGCCUGGCCACCACUAGUUAGUUAUGGAGUUCGGUUUUUCAAUUUCGUUAUAGUUUUUGCCAUUUUGUACCUUUGGAUGUGACCUCAUGUACAGGCCAGAGUUGAAGGCUUUUAAUUUUGUUGUAUGUUGAAUAAUCUAUGUGCAUCUACUAGUAUGCGCAGGGUUAGUUUGUGCUUCUAGAUGUUGAGAUGUAAUUUUCUUUUGUUCGUUUUUAGGGUUUUCGAAUGUGUGAAACUUUCCAUUUAAAGAGUGUUUUGAAUUUCAAUUGUCUAAUGUGAUGAAUGUACCUUAAAUUUCAUAAGCAAUGUUUUACCUUU